Molecule: messenger RNA, 1394 nt
Organism: Arachis duranensis
Lineage: Eukaryota; Viridiplantae; Streptophyta; Magnoliopsida; Fabales; Fabaceae
Product: developmental regulatory protein wetA-like
Exons: 1
Coding region: 284-1240 (318 amino acids)
Molecular function (GO): protein binding
Source: RefSeq, a predicted model, not a curated record
UCCAUCACUCACUCCCACGCUGCUCUUCACACUCUUCUCGCCCAAAAAAAAAAAGAAACAAAAAAUCACUUCCACUUCUUCUUCUUCUUUUACUUCUUCUCUGUUCUCCUCUGUUCUCUUAACCCGUCAACCUCACUUCAAAGUUCGCCCCCACACACACACAAUUAUAAAUAAUUAUUAAAUAAAAAUAAAUACGAAAAUAUACUUUUAAUUUUUAAUUUUUUUUUGCACUUUCUCUGUGCUCUGCGGCGUCGUUUUUUCGGGAGGACACUACACUUGAAUUAUGGCGGAGAAUAUCCCGGCGCCGGAGGCUCAGGUCAACGGCGGAGGAACGCUUCCUCCGGCGAACCCCUCCGAGCAACUAAUCGCAUCGAAGCGCCAGAGAAGGCCAAGUGUCCGAUUGGGCGAUAUCGGAGGAGACCAACACUACGAUACGCACCCUCGACGGAGCACCAAGCCAUGGCGGAUCCCCUUCGACGGCCACCACCAACACCACCACCUCCGCAAGGACAAUCCAGGUAAACCCUCCAAAACUCGUCCUUUAACCAAUUUGAGCUCCGGUGGCGGCGCCGCAGAGUUCGGCGAAACCCUAGAGGGCGAAGAGCGCGAAGGGAACAUCGAUAGCGUUGUGAUUGGUAGCUGGAAGGUGAAGGAUUCCAAGAAACGAGGAGCGAAGAGGGUUAGAUCGAACUGGGUUUCGAGAAUCGACGACGGCACCAGCGUCGGCGGUGGCGGUGGCGGUGGCUCUGGCGGUGGAGAUGGAGAAGGAGAAGAUAAGUAUAGUGGCGGCGAGGAUGUCGACGACGGGUAUCGGGAUUUCGAUGUGGAGAAUACAGAGAGCCCUUUGAAGGAUCAAAGCCCUUUGAAUUCAAUGGAGAAUCUGGAUUUUCAGGGUAAUAGGAGGAACAUUAGGGUUAGGGUUUCAGAGGGUGCAAGGGAGCACCUUGAUGGGGUUGAACUUUCUGGGCCUUCGGACAAUAACGGUAUUGUUAGGGAAAAUAAUAAUAGGAAUGGGAGAGGAAGGUAUAUUGGUGACGGUAAUGGUGUAGAUGGUGUUAGAGUUUGGCUCAAUGGGUUAGGGUUAGGUAGGUAUGCACCUGUGUUUGAAAUUCAUGAGGUGGAUGAUGAGGUUCUUCCAUUGUUGACUCUUGAGGAUCUCAAAGAUAUGGGGAUCAAUGCUGUUGGGUCAAGAAGGAAAAUGUACUCUGCAAUUCAGAAGCUUGGAAAAGGGUUCUCCUGAGUUUUCUUUUUUUAUUAUCUUUUCUUUUUAGAUUUAAUUUCUUUUUGGUUUAUAUCAUGUACCAUGAGAGAAUUCUCAGCCAUUGCAAAAGAAAAUUAAGAUGCAUGUCUGAACUAUGAGUUAUAGAGUAUGUUCUUCCUUCUUACAUAACUUA